CCUUGAACUCCGCUUGCGUAGUGGCGCGUGGAGCUCCUUCCUCGAUCUUUCAUCAGAAUAUGAUGAAAUUUGCUCGGUGUAUGGACCAUUAUGUGAUGAAGUACAACUGAAGAAAAGAAUGAUACUGAAUGAGAAUUGACUUCUGAAGGCAGCUGGCAAAUUGUCUUUCCAACUGUUGACCUCAAGAUGUCUCACCAACUCGGAAAUGACGAUGGGUCCAGUGCACCAGGGAGUUUUCUGGACUUUCGUCCCCAUGCAGGGGAAAACGAGGAGAGACCGCCUUCUGGUGAUCCAACAGGACAAGUUAAUCAAUCCUUUGGUAAGUUUAUCAAUUCAGUUAACUUCACUCGUCAAAAAUUAAACGAUGACUUCGAAUUCCAUCAGAGGUAACAAGCUAUGAUAUGGUACUCGACAUCGGGACAGUCUUUUGUUUCAGCCUGCAGUGAUUUUAUUGAACGAGAAAAACGAUAAGCUUUAUUAUUUUUUAUUUCAAUUUCCAUUGAAAUAAAAUCUCGAAAAUAAUUUAAAAGCGAAGCGGUGCGCACAUAUCUUCUUCAUUUAGCUUUUUGCACAGAAGCUGUAAAGGUAAUAAUAAGCUUACUAAUGCAAGUAGCGUGAAAUUGGCAUUUGGUCGAUUGAAGUUUUUACACAAAACACUCUUAACAUCUGUGAGUCUGAGAUUUCCCACAGUUCAGUUCAUUACCUUGGCUUAUUUCAGAAUACCUCCUUGUUAAAAUAUAUUAAAAACGAAUUCAUGAGAUUUGAAAUUUGCCAAUGGCGAAUGGUAUGUUGAUCAGUCGGUGCAUUCUUUUGUAUCCAAUUCUCUUCGCAUCAGUGGCACAAUUAACUCAAAAACAGCAGAAACAAUCCUUUUCAUGUUGUUGUUAUGGGAACUCAAAAAGGAAAGCAUCGUUUGUAUGCAAAUUUCCCUUUGACGUACUUAUUUUAAUUGCGCUUUCGCUGGAUCGGGGGAGGAAAUAUUGUUGAUCACCAACGUUCGAUCUCUUUUCGUACAAGGUAUGAAAAUGUGGGUCUUGAAUAAUCAUAGGACGUUAAGUUACACUUUAGGAGAUAAUAUGCCUGUGUUCAAUGCUUUUGUGUUGAGAUUGAAUAAGAAAAUUGAGGGUGUUUCGUCCUUUGUGCUGAAAUUGAAAGGUGCCGUAGACUGUCACGAAAAAUCCUGUUAUACAAACAUUUUCGUUAGAAACGUUUUCAGUCUUGUCAGGGCUCUCUUUAAUUUACUCAGGUAUACUUCUUAAAGAUGCAGUCUUUACUAUAAAGUGAAAUAAUCUGCUUUGGUUUGGUUAGAAUAACUAUAAAAGGGUCACUAACUUCAUUUCGUCUCCCAAGGGACCUUAUUAAACAUCUCGAAGUCACCUGUUUGUGAUGGAAGAUUUUGAAUAUAUCGUUCUCAGAUAUGUUUCUCCUGCGAGUUGGUAGUUAAUCUGCUACCCUUAAUUAUAGCCAUCAUAUCAGUUUAUAGCAAAUUUUUAGGCUCUUUUGAGAUGAGCUAUUGUAAUGAUCAGAGAGGUAAAGCAAAGGAGAUGACAGAUUUGACUGCAGAACUGUUCUGUUUAAGAAUUCUUAGUCAGGCUCAGCUACCACAGGCAGACCAUCCGAACUGUGUUUUGUGGCGUUUUCAGUCGGGGUGUAAGUUUCAAGCGACAGUUAAUGCCACAAAAACACAGAAUAUGCCACUAAAAACAUACAGUAAUUAAUCUUCAUUCAUUUUUCUUACAUUAUAUCAACAUUUGGGAUCAAAAGGUGCAAAAUUUUGUGUUUUAUGAUCACGUAGCAUUUCUCCCGAUCACUUGAAUCAACCCGAGAGCGGGUGUCAUGAAAUAAAGUAAAAUAUUGUAUGGGAUCACAUUUCGUGCGUGACAUCACAAUACCUCAAACAGUUCAGAUGGUCUGCUACUGGGCAAAUAUCUCACAGGGGUUGAUGGUAGGACAAUUAAGAGGUCCUGUUAAGGGUUAUAUUCCAAAAAGCAACAUGGCCUUGAAACAGCGACAUAAGAAAUACUGAGUGAAAGGCCGUUGACAUGGUCUUAAGGCUAUGCGCAAAUGGGCGCAUCAACUCCCAACAAUGUUGCGUCUGUUUGCACGGGGCUAAAAGUUGGAACGGUUUCAAACUUUGCACAACAACGCACAACAACAUCCAACAACAUGCAACAGGGUGUGCAAACAGAUGCAACAUGUAACAUCCAACAAUGUUGCGUCCGUUUGCACGCAGCUUAACUUCUCAAAAUAUGACAUCAUUGACCAUAAUUGAAAUUCAGACUAGGGAUCUGUGUACCCUCCCUACAUGCAAGAGGGCCUCAUUAAACAUUGCUCAACCAUUUUAAAGAAAGCUCUUCUUUUACAGUAGUUAAACUAGAUCAAACAAAACACAGGUUACAUGAUAAUUUAUGCUUGUGAAUGAUUAAAAUAGUGUGUUGGUUACCUAUACAGUGUACUUAAUACCACAGUGUAGUUCCUAGCUAAACAUAAGAUGUUUUUUGCUGGACACACACACACAAAAAAACCAUCAGUGCUUUGAAACCAUGUGAGAUCAGGUUUUGCUUAGCAUACACAUGAGCAUGAGUACCUGUAUAAGGAGACCAUUGGGUAAUCACUGUUGAUGGCUUGCACAAAUUAAUGCCUGUUUUUGUGUUGAAAGUUCCUGAUGAAAGAAGAAGCAAACUUUUGAGAAUACCAUCUCAGGAAUCAAUGGCAUCUACUGAAACAUAUCGUAGUAAUGCUUCAAGCAUGGUCCAUGUUCAGCCACAAGGAGGUGCAACUGCUGGAGACAGUGACGAUGAAGACUAUUGGAAUGAUGAUGAGGCAUUUGAAAAAAGCAUGCCUAGUCAUCAGUUUCGCUCCAUGAGAGGUCUUCCAUCUGCAAAUGCAUUUAAGCAAGGGAUGAGGAGAACGCUGAAACAGCGGGUUCGUAAAUCACGGGGUUCUAUCAGAAGCCAUUCUUACGAUGGUGGAGCAGAUGUCUCAGAUGGUUCAAGUGUUUAUGACUAUGAAGAUGAUGUGCUGCGUGAUGUGCCAACAAACCUCACAGCAGAGGAGUUUGCAGAGCUCACAAACAGGAGAAAGUCUCUGAAAGAAAUGCCAACAUCAAUCAGGCGAAAGCGAGACAUAAGGUACAUGUAACAAAAGCUUGUAACCUGUUUUCGUCCUCAGGUGGAUGCAUUUGGAAAAGUCAUAGGUAACUCCAGCUCAUGAGUGAGAAUCGUUAAGGGUGUGUAUGGGGAUUUUAGCUGUCAUAUUAUUAGGGUUCAAAAAUAGUAAUAAAAACACAUCAGAAGUUCUUAUGUCUUCUCCUUGUUUAAAUUUUUGGUGUGCUCUUUGCAUUUUUGGCCGUUUCAGCAUGAUUCCAGCAAGUUUUAGUUCUGCCGCUGUUCUCUAAAGAAAUAAUUCCCCAUUAGGAAGGGACAAUAUUAUAAAAAUAAUACAUAGUUAUUGUUUUGGCAAGAAUUGACCCUUCUUCCAUCAGGUGUGCAGAUAACUUGAACGUCAACCCUAAGGUCAGUUUUCCAACAGCCUUGCACCCUACUUUGUGGCAAAGAGCUUUAAUUUAUUCAUGUAACUCUUCAGUGUAUGUUGUUGGUUAACAUAAAUAAUGGAAGCUGAUUUGUUAGUUACUUAAUAGUCUUUAGCUCAGCUUUUUUAAAUAUGUAACAUACUCAUUUGUGUGCAGAGAGAAUGUUGCUGAGUCAGCAGUGCAAAGAGGGCCUCACAAAAAAAUAAGUGCUUGGACACAGUUCAAGUUCUCAAUUGCUAUGGUAUGUACUGUGACUGAGAUAGUUAAUGUGACACAUUAUAACAUAAAGGGUUCUUAUUGCAGUGCUGAAUAUAUAGCAAAAUAAGGAUGGCUUCCUUCACCCUUUAAAUAGAGACCUCCCUCCCAUUUUCUUUGGAAAGGUACAAUCUAUUAUUGUACCAGCAGCACAGUCAAAAUGAUUUAUAGUUAUAGUAGUCCUUCACCAGUAGAAGUCCUUGGCCAGGGGCGGAUCUAGAGUAUUCAAAAAGGGGUGGCCGAGACUGAAUUCUAUGAAAAUAAUACAAAAUUUUAAAGGAAAGGGGGCAGCCUGGGUCCCAUCGGCCCACCCCUAAAUCUGCCCAUGUUGGCUUUGUUAGGCAUACCGGCCCUUCUAUUUAAGUGAGGCAUUUCAUAAAGUACAAUGUCUCUGCACUUUUGAUUUAAAAUUUUCUGUGUUCUUUGUUAUGCCACUUUCAAUACUUUCAUGCAUCAUAAUUAUUUUACUGUUCAUCUGACAAACCUGUAUUAUUAUCAGGGCUGGCAGCAUUUUAAGGAUGGAUCAAGAGAAAUUUUAUAUUCUUUGGAAUUGUGGAGAAGUCACCUCAAAUUAAUCCACGGUGAGUCUGCAGCUAGUCUUUGACAAAUUGCGGAAGCCUUCAUGGGUUGUAAGAUAAAUAACUUAUGGGCAUUAAUUGUUAUUUCGAAGACAGAUCUGCAGUGUUAUCCUAUUACUUCACUCUACAGUGUAUUUUUUUUAAAAAAUCUUUGACCAUUUUAUAUACUUUCUAGUAUAAUGGAUAGAUCAAAGGGUGAAGAAUUUUAUCCUGUGUAAUUUGGGCACCCCUCGGCUGAGUAUUAGUUAACAGUAUUGGCUGAUACUUAAUCGACAUGAUGGCUGACAUUUCACUCAACAUGAAGGUUGGCUAUCAGGUGAUUUGUCGGUGAACAUCAGUCAUGCAAGUGUCAGCUAACAUGUUGGCCAAUAUGUCAACUGAUAGUCGACCAAGAGUUGGCGGAAAUGACUGUCAACCAAUAAUCAGCCAUUAGUGAUGGUUGGUAUGUCAGCUGUCAUGUCGAUCUAUAGGCCACCAACAUUUGGAUGAUACUUUACUGAUACCUGGUGGACUCUUCAUCUGGAGUUAUAUUUUCUGCAUGUCAGUCCAAAUUUUUUUGAGUCCGUUGUCCAGGCAGCAAUUUUUAAGGGACUUUAUGGCAGCUUUGGCCAGUCUAAUGAGAGAGCAUGAUUGCACUGAGUGUCUUUUUUCUGCAAAAAAAUAGAUUUCUUAAGUGGUUGGCUUUGUUAUAAGUUUCUGUGAGCUACUGUUUGAUACAUGUGAGUUCUGAGUAACACAAAUCACUUUAUACAACAGUCGACUGUCAUGCCACUGACAGUCGACCAAUAUUCUGCUGACACUUGCUGUGUUAACUGGAUGUUGACUAGUCUUGUGUGACACGUGGUCGAGUGUCGGUCUACAUGUUGACCCAUUAGUUGGUCAUCAUGUCAAGUGAUAGACAACCAACAUAUACUCAGCCGAGGGGUGCCCAAAUGACAGGGGUAUAUUGCAGAACGCCGAACACUGAAUGCAGAAUGCUAAACGACUCUGAAGUUUUGUGAUUAGGGUUAGCAAAUGGAGUGAAUCAAGUUUCAGAUCAGUUUUCCCAGUUUGAAUGACCGUAAAUGGAACCUGAUUCACUCAGUUUCCUAACACUAAUCACUAUAACCUUCAGAGUCAUUUGGCAUUCUGCAUUCAGCAUUCUGCCAAAUGCUGAAUGACUCUGGAGUUUAGUGAUUAGGGUUAGGAAAUAGAGUGUAUCAAGUUUCAGGUCCAUUUUCCAAGUUUAAUGACCCUAAAUGGAACCUGAUUUACUCAGUUUCCUUAUAACCCUGAGAAUUAUCGCUAAACACAGAGUCAUUUGGCGUUCUGCAUUCGGUGUUCAGUGUUUUGCAAAAUACCCCUGCUGGUGCCCAAAUUAUAUAUGAUCCAAAAAAUUAAUAGCCACUCAGCUAUCCAUUUUAAACGAUCUGUAGUAAGAAGAAGCUGUAUAGUAGAAAAGGAUUAUAAAUAUUAGGAGAUAAUUGAAAGUAAUAUUUUUUGUCCAGUUGUUGAUGCUCAGGUUUUUAAAGUAAUAGUAAAAUCAGUGCUAAUUUCCACAUCAAUGUCAGAUCGUUUUUCCAAAUCUUUUUUUGGUGAUAAAUAUCCUCGCUUCUUCAGAGUAUCCAGCACUCCCAGCAAAGUUGACAUUUUCAGAAACUGUGGGCUUGUUUUCAUGAAAAUGCGGAUAUUUUUUCACUUUAUCCUCUUAUAUUGUGCUCUGCCAUUACAAAUUAAAACAGGCCUGCAUGCAAGAAUUAUUCAGCAAUUUUUGAGCGACCUUUUUUGGUCAGUGAGAUUUUUCCUUAGCAUUGUUUUUUGUAAUGAAAAUGAUAGUUUUGAUGAUUACAAUAUUUAAUAUGUGUUGUGAUUUCUUUCAACAGGAAUGUUUGGAUCCGGAGUUCUUUCAUAUUUUGUGUUACUUCGCUGGUUAUUUUUACUUAACAUUGUGAUACUGCUGUUGACAAUCUUUUUCCUGUUCAUACCUCAAGCCAUCCAUGACAUAAGUGUGAGUGACAACAAUGCUUCCUUUACAGGCUGGGAGUUAUUAACAGGAGAGGUAUAAAUAUUUAUAAUUUUUAUUAUUGUAUGUUCUUUGCAGUGCCUUUCACAGGAAGAGAUGAUGUAUUUUUUUAUAGAUGAUAAAAUUGUUGGUUAUUCAGUUGGAUAUGCAUGGUUUGAAAUCAUUCAACUGUGUAAAUUCACACCAUGAAGUAAUAACAAAAGUCCUCUCUUUUCCUGGAAGAUUAGGCCUUGCAGCCAUUAGCUUUUAUUGCACAGUGUAUGGUAUCAUUUUUUUCCCAGAAAACGUGAAAAUGUUCAAAGAACAGUUUCAACAUGAAUCUUGUUAAAAGGGGGUCACUUUAAUGAAUGCUAUUUUUAAUUUUAAUUUUCAGCCAAAAUAAUUUAAUUUAAUGUUACUGUGGGGUGAACCAGUAAUCAAAGGAUCUUUAUUAAAUAUACUUUGAAGAUUUUAAGCUCUUUCAGUGUCAGGAAUGACUUUUUAGACAUUUUCCUCAUUAAAUCAUGAGAGUAGAGUGGGCAGAUGGAUGGCUUAAAAAGUCACAUGCAUGACCAUCCUUCAAAAGGUUACCAAAUUUCCUUAUGGUCCACUAUUAGUAGUCACUUUAAUAAGCAUAAGAGUAACAGUUUGUGGUUGUUGUUUAAUAAACUAGGGUUGGUUUAGCAAAUCUGAGCUUUACUAUGGAGCCUACACAAAUGAAAAGAUUGGUGAUGAGGACAAUCCACAGUACAACAUGCCUUUGGCAUAUCUGCUCGUGGGUGGUGGUUAUCUUCUGCUAUGCUUAAUCAUGCUUGUAUACAGGUACAGUAUGUGGUAUAUGAAGACUAAAAAUACAGCUAAACUGAGAUGGGAUUGACCGCAACAUUAUUUUAUAGUUUAAUAUAGGGCUGGUGCAUUUAUGAUCAAUCUACCUCUAAAUUGUAUAUAUGGUCAUACAGUCAACUCUCUCCAAGAUGGACACCUUUGGGACCAGCACUAAGGGUCUGUCUUAGAGAGAUGUCUGUCUUAUAGAGAGUCAAAAAAAGGGAGUAAAGAAAGGCAGGGACAACUCUAAGUGUCCGUUUUACAGAGGUGUCCGUCUUAUAGAGAGUCAAUUAAAGGGGGUAAAGAAAGGUAGGGACCAACUCUAAGUGUCUGUUUUACAGAGGUGUCCGUCUUAUAGAGAGUCAAUUAAAGCCCGGGGGGUAAAGAAAGGUAGGGACCAACUCUAAGUGUCCGUUUUACAGAGGUGUCCGUCUUAUAGAGGUGUCCCUUAAGAGAGAGUCGACUGUAUAGUAAUUUUGGUAAUUAGUACCAGCUUGACAAUUUCCAUUUAGUUUAAUAUUGACAUGUGACAGGAGACAGACAGGUUAAAAGACAAGCAGACAGCAUGACACACUGACAUUAACUAUUAAUAUUUUAUUAUUAGAUGUUCAAGAUACUGUACGUCAUGCAUGUAACUGCAUUUUUGGUAGUUUGGGCUUUGUUUAGCAGAAUAAGAUGAAAAGUAUGAACAUCAUAGUUAAAAGAGUUAUAUAUGAAAAUUGUAUUUUCAGUAUGGCAAAUUCCUACCGAGAGAACUACAUCUAUUCAGGAGAUGAGUUCAGUUUCUUUAGUUCAAAGGUCUUUUGUUCCUGGGAUUAUGGAAUUAUGGACAAGAGUGCAGGAUUAUUAAAACACAAGAGUGUAUUCAAUGAACUGCAGGUUUGUAGUUACAUGGUACUGUAUUAAACACUUAAUGAUGAGGGAAACAGUUAAUUUUGUUUCCCUUGGCUCUGCCUUGGGAAACAUUGAGAUUCUUGGGAAGAAAAUUAACUUUUUUCCGAGGGACCAGUCUUUAAGUGAUUUGUUACAUAGCUGGAAAUCUUGUAGCUGGAAAUUCAUUAAACCUUGCUGUAAUGGUGGGCGUCAGUCAACAUUGGUGGGUAACAGUGCACUUAGCUGUUACCCUGACAUCAUAGAUUUUGCAAUAUUGCUCGCUCAGAGAUUUUGGCAGGAAAAAGUUUCAUUGUUAGCUGUCACAUGACCUCAAAGUAAACAAGUGGGAAAAAUUUUCAGCAAUAGAACGAAAGACUUGUUUGCCCAUUAAAUGUAAGUUCAAGUUGGACUCUUCAAUCAUUCCUGUUCAAGUGCUGAAAGAUGUUAUCCACUGUAUGGGUCGCCAUUUUGUAUGUGUCAGGACAUCCACUUUGUUAAACACAACAGCAUUGCUUUUCCCCAUGGAGGCCCCGGUUGUUCAAAAGAUGGAUAGCACUAUCCACCGGAUAAAUCACUAUCCAGUGGAUAAGUAGGAAAUUAACCAAUAAAAAUCCAGGGGAUUGAGAUUUAUUUGAUGGUUGGCGCUAUCCACCUUUUGAAAAACUGGGGCCUGAAAUUUAAUUGUCUCCCUAAGCAUUCAACUGUUUUUCACAAAUUGAACAAGUCGGAAUAAUCAUGAUAAGGUUUUUCAGAAAGGAAAUGCACUAUAAGGGGCAUUUUCCCUGCCGUCACCUUUGGGUUGCUUCCCCUACCUACUAUUAAAUACAAUAUAUCUAUUUGGUAAAUGUACUUUGUCUUUCUGUAGGAGGCACUUGCUGAACAGAGUUACAAUUAUGAGCGUACUCUGAGUGAGAAGUGUAACCUAUUCUGGCUUCGAUUUCUCACCAAUUUUAUUGUCAUUGCACUUAUGGCUGGAGCUGCUUAUCUCAUUCAGUUCUCUGCAAGUCUUUCACUUUCAACGGUACGUAUGAAAAGCAUCCAAAAAAUAAAUUAUAUGUAAAAUCAUGAAAAUUUUUUAUAAAGUUCAAAUUACUGUCAUACUGCAUGUUUUAUGGCUACACUGUUCAUGAAUGUAAAGUCGAUAGCCAUCUAAUUGGAGGGGUGUGUGGAAAAUGGCUCCAAAUGACUCUUGAUUUAAUGUCCAGAGCGCAAAGAUUAAGAAAGUGAGUUUUAUAGCUUACCCUUCAGGCAAGCUGUAGCUAGCAUUUACUUAAGCCCAAUAAGAAUCAUUCCAGCUGGCCUGAAAAAAAAAAAUGAAAAAAAAUAUAUUGAUCCUGACAGAUAGAAUUAAUUACAGUAAUCUUCUGCAAUUUUAAUUGCCUGCCCCCGCCCCCCAAAUUAACUGUUCCCAUUGGGCAAGUUAAGAACAGAAUUCUCUAGCCUGCUACCCAAAUUUACCAGCCCUGGGUUAUCAGCAGGGUUCGCAAUAGAUUUUUAAGUAGGAGGUGAUCACUGAUAAAGUAGGAGGCUCUUCAGCAAAGCCAGAGGUGUCAAAACAAAGCAAAGAAAAGCGAUUUAAACACAAAGUAAGCGGCUAUAAAUCCCAAAGUAAGCGGCAAUCAAUCGCUGGGUGCCGCCUUCUAUUGAGAAUUAACCCUGUAUCAGACAACACUUUCUUUGCACACUGAUGUCAAACUCUCCAUCAGUGGAGCAAAUCUCUAACGUGCUUGUGAAUGUGUGUGCGUGUGUGUGUGUGAUUUUUUCUAUCACCAGGACCAAGAUGAUGUGCUAGAAAAAUUACUCCUCCCUUUGGUGGUGUCAGGUAUUAACCUUAUUAUGCCAAUGGCCUUUCGCAUUAUUGCAAGUUUGGAAAGAUACAGAAGUCCUCGCACUACGAUUAAUGUCAAUUUGGCAAGGUAAGUGGUAAACAAGAUAUAAAAUAAGUACCAACAGAUUUUGAGCAGUUUUGGUUUUUUGAUGAGCCGUGGGUAGGAUAUUUGCCUUAUUUUUUAAUCCCACCUCAGGUUAUUUUACUGAUAUUCAGGUGCAAAGCUUAUCCCAGGGAGUAUGAAAAUUCUUUUUUCUUUUAACCCGUUAAGUCCCAAUAGUGUCUAACGUCAAUUUUCUCCUAACGAUAUCCAUACAAUGUCAAGAGAUUAGGUUAUGAGAAUUAAUAAAAUGAUCACCUAAGGGAAAAUGCUUUGAUCUUUUAUCAAAUUCUCUCAACUUAUUUAUGAAGGAAAUGUAUAGAGAUCAGUUUGGAGAAUUUGUAUGUGUAUAUUGGGGCUUAAAGGGUUAAAAAAAGUGGUUAUGCCUUGGGGUUUGGGCUUAGGGAGGUUGGCCUGCUUCUUGCCUUCCUGAUAUUCCCAUCUUGCCUCCUCCCUUGGUAUCACCCGCUUUGUCUUGCUAAAAAAAAUUGUUUCAACCAUAAUUAAGAUCAAUCCUUUAUUUCUGUUUUGUUAUUGUGUAUGAACCUCAUUUUGUUAAAAAAAAAAAAAAGCAGAAAAAGAACUUGCCAACCUCCAGUGUGAAAAGGUUAUAACGUCUUGAGAUUGUUGAAUUAAGCAUAGACUGUAAGAGGAUAAAUUUUACAGACUUGAUAUGUCAUAAUAAUAGUAAUAAUCAUAGUCAUAAUCAUAACAGGGCUUCUGAUAUUUCGCGGAAAAAAAAGCAAAUUUCACGGGAUUUCCAGGGGCAAAUUCGCGGAAAAAUCAGCCGAUUUCGCGGGAAAAAAGUCAAAAUUUGCAGAAAAAUCGGCCGAUUUCGCGGGAUUUUAGCUAAAAAAAGUCAAAUUUCCAGGGAUUUUCGGGGGCAAAUUCUUAGAAAAAUCGGCCGAUUUGACGGGAAAUUUCGGGGGGAAACUUCGCCAAGAAACAAUCAAUAAAAAACAGCCGAUUUCGCUGGAUUUUUUUUGGCGAAUUUCGCUAAAAUCACUCAAUUUUGCGUCGAUAUGACCAGCGUUGUUUAACGUUGUUUUUUUUAACAGGGAUAAUCAUUUGCUCUUUCAACAACAGUUCGCUUGAGAAAAGCUAUUAACAUUAUGGUUAGUGCCCAGUUUUUCGCAACAUUAAUCUAAGAACUCCUGGUAGUUUUGGGACGUUGUUUACUCGUUGCAGUGAUGAAGUUUCAAGAUAAAUUUGGACGUUUUGGGUGAAUAAAAGAGGUCUAAUGGCCAUGAUAAGUAUUAAAUAUGUUUUGCCGACAUGUAUUUGGAAAUAUUUCCGGCGGAUUUUGCAGUAUUUCGCGUUUUUUGGGGAAUUUCGCGGGAUUUUGCGGGUCCGUGACUGCGCGAAAUAUCAGAAGCCCUGUCAUAAUCAUAGUAAUAAUAAAAAUAUUUAGCUAUAAGAAUUGCAUAAAAACUUUUCUUAAAACAUUUUAAGAAAAAUUUAACUAUUGUUUUUCUGGUAUUAAUAUAGGACAUUCACACUGUGUUUUUUUACUUGAUAAUGACCUCUGAAAACAUCGAAACAUUGUAUAUUUGUAAACUUUUUUAAAAUGUCCUAAAAUGUUUUUAAGAAAAGUCUAAGUUAUGCAAUUUUUUAAAUAGCUAAAUGUUUUAUAAAGUCACUUCUUUUUAAUAAUAGUAAUAAAAAUAAUAAUAAUCACUUUAUAUUAUUGUCCUUACUGCAGAACCACUUUAAUGAUGUUAACAACAGUGACCAUGGUAACAGUGCUACUCUUUAUUGACAUCCAGAGAUGUCGUAGUGGCUUAAAGCUAUUGGGCUCUGGGAGGACAUGUGAUGGAGUAAGGAAUCAAAAUGAUAAUAUUUGUUUUUUCACUACUGAAUUCCAUAUUUUAUUUGAUUCUUAGCAGUGUCCUAUUUUUUUUUUGUGGCUUGCUCAGUAUUUAAUAGUGAUGUAAGUCCUAUGGUAUAUGAAGACAUGUAUACUAACAAUUUUCACAUUAAUGAUCAGUUUAUUAGGUAUUGUUUUCAUGACUGUCAUACUUAUUCUGCUAAAAGUUCUUCACUUUUCUAAUAAUUGCAAACAAAAUAUCUUUUGGUACCAAGGAUAUCAUUCAGUGCUGGGAGAAUUAUGUCGGAUUUGCAUUCUACAGACUUAUCAUUGUGGACUUUGCCUUCCUUCUGUUGUCAACUUUCUUUGGUGAAUUUGUGCGAAGGUGUGAACUUCUAUUAAUUUUGUAAUAUUUAAUUGUAUUUGAACUAACACUGUCAUACACCCUUUUCUGGACAAUAUAGGUGAGUGAAAUCCCGGUAUACAACCAUUCAAAUGAAACUUAGCCUCUUUUAAUUGACAGACCUUUUUAAUGUUCUAUUUAUUUCUAAAGAUUUUACUUAUAGCUGGAAAUUUGGACUUUUUUGGAAUUUUUUUGGCAUUAUCCACUAUAAGGAUUAGAAGGAUUAUAAUUGGAAAUAAUUAAAAUUUACCUAUCAUUAUUUGCCACUCGGUUUUAAUCUUGGCAAACUUUUUUUAUUCUGCUAUUAAUGUCUAAGAAAUACAAAAAGAAAUUUUGACUUCAAAUUAAUUUUGUGCAUUUUUUACAUUAGCUUGACUAUUAGGAGUGGAAGCUAAGGGUUGAAUGUUCAAUGUUCACCUUAACCUAUCAUUACUUUCCUUUCUCUAUUUAAGAUUGGUAAGCCUGUACUCAGAGAUUCCUUUUUUGAUAAAUAUAUAAUAAUUAAUAUCAGGAUUGCUCAUAACAGUUUGGUCUGAUUUAUUCUAGAAUUCUGGCAGUAAAUAUUCGUUGGUGCAAGGAAACAGUCGGUCCUCCUGGUUUUGAUAUUUCCAGAAAUGUUAUUGACCUGAUAUAUUCCCAGUGUCUGUGCUGGUAAGCUUUUCAGAAUAAUCCAUAUUAAUUUUUUUUUUUAUUAAUUUUUUAAUCAUAUAUGUGGUUCAGUUUGUUUGUUGUUGGUUCCCUCCUUUGCUCCAAAAGGUUUUUCUCUGGGUCUUCCGCUUUUCCCCUCUCCUCAAAAACCAACAUUUCCAAAUUCCAAUUCAGCCAGGAAUCAGGUAGACAAAGAACCACUUCUUGGAUGUGCUACCUCUAAAUCAUUAUUUGAUAGCAAAUUUGCAAAAUAAGUGAGGGAUUAUUUUAACAAACAAUUUAUUCCAGAAGAACUUCUAAACUGUUCAAUUCCCUUGACAUACCUGCCAAUUUGAAACCUAAGCAACAGCCUUCAAAAAAAUAUGGUCAUGUAACUGGAAGCUACAAAUAGCCCACUGUGAGCCAAGCGUACAUGUAAGAAGUUGUUGGGCAUGUGAUUGGAAGUGCUUAGUAAAUUGUUCAUUGAAUCAUUUACUUGUUUUGCCAAUUGUUCAGUUUGAAGAAUUUUUUAGGGAAAUAUCUAUUUUCCCAAAAAAUUUCCAUUACUUGUACUUUUAUUUUUCCUGGUCAUUUUUUACAAAUUCUGAUAAUUAAGCACAACCUGAUAUUAAAAUUUAAAAUAUGUGAAGUGUACAUAAUUCAAGAAAGUUAAUAAUGUUCAUACAAAUAGUGAUAAAAUUUAUCAACAGCAUUCAAAAUACACAUACUUAAAAUACAGCUAAUUUUGCUAGUUUUAGUGUCGGCCUCUGAGUACUGAUUUAUAUUAAUUUUCUUCUGCAGGAUUGGUACAUUCUACAGUCCUUUAUUACCACUCAUUCAAGUUAUAAAGCUGUGGAUUUUGUUUUAUGUAAAGAGGGUAUGUGCACUUUUAUAAAUUCACAUGCAGUCGAACGUCCACUGAUUUUGGUACAAAUAGUUAUGGUGAGUUCUGGGACUCAUCUUGUGAAAAUCGUAAGUCCCUGUCCAUAACCAAUGAAUCCCAGUUCAAAAAAAACCAAGGAGUCCUAAAUUGAAAAUGCUGGGGCAUUUAUGUAACCAGACAGUUAAUCUAGAGACAGAUGCCAAAACUCUUCAUUACAGUUUACUGAAAUUAAAACGUAGUCCUUCUAUAAAGCACAAUAAAGACUGAAAGAAAUAUGCAUCUUCAAGCAACAGAAAUGACAUGAACAGGAUAUUCUACCAAAAUUUUUGCGUUCUAUGGGACAUAUGCCAUGAUUUGUUUUGUGUCUUUGGGGAUUUUAUUACAUCAGGGACACAGGACACAGAGGUAACAAAAUCACUGAGCUCCAUGUGUGACCACACAUCCAAAACACCAACAUAUGGCCAGUCAAAGCCCUAUAAUCUUUCAAGCCCUAGAAUCUUUCAUAAACUACUGCCUCCCAUAAGUGACUUCGACCACUCUUUGUGCUGAUGGUUUAAUAAUUUACUUAAAUAUAGUUUUUAACCCCUUGUACGAGGCCACUUGCUACAUAGUCUGAUCACUGUGUCAUGCAUGUCACUAGAUAUGUACUAUGCCACUCACAGAAUAUAAAGAACUUUCACUGAACUACACAUACUGUAACUUAGAGGUUGCAUGGGUUCUUUUCAAAAAGUAGAUGUGUCAGGACCUCUUUUCAGACAACACCCCCUGUGGAUUGGUUCUCCACAUCCUGUAGGCAAUUACUAAAUCAGUUAUUCUUCGAUUGUAUUUUAAGUGGUCGCUUACAGGAGGUUCAACUGUAUCAUCAAAUAAUUUAUUUGAUUAUGGAUUUCAAAUGAAAGUAAAGAGAUGUUUAUUUAAUAACAAAUUGAUGCUUAGUUGACCCAGGAAGGCUAUCUAUGCUAAGUGUCACGUAAGCAUCAUGAGCAAGGACAGAGAGAUGACAAAAGUGUAGAAUAUCACAAUAUUAGAAGGGAACACAAGACUAUGGAGUGUUCAAAUGGAGUGGCUUUAUAGUGUUACCCCUGCAAGUAUUAUUAACAUACUAGGUAAUUUGGGUAUUACAGGAAAAAAAUGAGUGUCAAGACAGAGCUUGUCGUUGAAGACAGUCCAUUUUGGAUAAACCAGGAUUUAAACGGGUAGGAGGCUACCAGGACAGCUGUCACAGCCUCCCCUUUCUAACUGUGUAGUAUUAUUGGCUGUCCACGUUUACAAUGCAAAGAAUCAUUCAAUGUGCCUAUAAUUGAAAAUAAUUAAAUAAUAAAAAUGAUGAUAAAUGAUUAUAAUAAAGAUAAUGAUGAAGCCUAUACUAUACCCUGCUUUUUACAGACUAGUGUAGUCAUGAACUGCCGUCCAUCCAUGAGGCCAUUCAGGGCAUCCAAGAUGAACUUGUUGUUCCUGUUUUUACUUGCUGUGUCCUUUGUUUUAUCACUGAUUGUCAUAGGAUAUACCAUUAUGUCAGAAGAUGUGUGAGUAAUAAUAAUUAUUGUCAAUAUUGUUGACUCAGGAGUAAGGUGUGGUAGGGAGUAGGAGGCUGGGACAACGGUAGGUUUUCAAGUCAAAGACCCAUGUCUACUACAGCUUAAAAAUCUUUAAAAUUGAGGGAUAAUAAUAUGAAGAAAAGCUACCUGUCUUAGACAGAAAAGGCUGACAGUUGAGACUUGGAUGUCGAUGCAGUUUUUUAAAAGCCUUUUGAUCACUUGGUUAAAUACUUUGUAAUAAGCAACACUUGAUGCAGCUUAAAAUUGUAUGAUAGUGAUUGAGAAUUAUGCAGACCAAGGAGGGUAUACCAGCCUUUGAGAAAGCUAGCUGAAUCCACUAAAUUGUUUUCUUAAUUCCUUCCAAAUAAUUCUACUCAAAACAUGCUUACCUGGAUCUGUGUUAAGUUUCUUCAUCCUUCGUUACAUUAACUUUGCCUCUUGGUCAGCAGUUUCAGGGAAUGAAAGGGGUGUUUAUUCUGGAAAUAUUCUUUGCAAGCAUUGUGUAUCUUAAUCUGCCAUUUUCUCCAGCUCUACUCUGCUAAAACAGCUAAACAACUGUUCCCCUAUCUGUCAGUUUUACUGUUGAUUAUGAAGACAAUUAUUUUAUUUCGACUUUAUUGUUCAGCCAACAUCUUCCAAAUUUUAGGGUCAAUAGUACCUGGUUCAAAUACCAAUAAUAAAGCGAAUGAUUUGCACCAAUCAGAAAGGAACAAAUAUUUUGAGUGAAUGAUAUUAAGUAGUUAAAGACCUUGAUGACUGUGUGUUCUCAAAAAUGGGGAAAACUUGGUUCUUGUGCAGUAAAUCCCAAAAAAUAAAAAUAAAUGAUUGUGAAAAUUUAAUUCAAAGAAAAAGAAACCAGCAGUUUCAGGACUUGCAUUAAAAAAUUUUAAAAGCGCUGAUAUUUUGCCGCCAAGGUCUUGUUUAGGGUGGAUUUUCUUUUUAACUUUGUUUGUUAUGUCUUUAUAUCAUUAAAACUCAUUGCAUGUCGUAUUUGUAUAUUUUAAAGCGGUCUCUUUUAGGGGUCAAAAUUUGCUUAAGCCACGCCCAGAUUGGUCUCCUUUAGGGGUUAAAUUCGUGUUUUUAAGUACUGGUUGUGUACUGAUCAUUCUAAACUUUGCCUUUUGACAGGACCUCUCCUUCACCACUUUGUGGUCCAUUCAAGUAAGUUCCUUCUAUUAAAACUUCGUGCAUUAUUAGGUUUUGAUAGCUAUAUUAAAAAAUUAUUAAAGAACGGGCUGUAGCUUGGUUUGAAUAAUGAAGGCCCUUGGAAGGCUUUGUCCUUGUCAGUGAUAAAGAAUUUUAAUUGUUUGAGUAGUACUAUUCAAAUGUUGAGUUCAUAAUAACGGUAAUUGUUAAAAAUAUGCAUUGAUCUCAUUAAAAGGUGACAAAAUUAAUCAUGAUUGGCUGCAAUGAUUACAAGUUUCAUGUUUGAUAGGUACAUGUUAGCACAAAAUAGUCACAGUAUAGGAGGGAUACAUGUGCUUUCGAUUCACACUUGUGAAAGUUAUGAGUAGACAGCCAUUGCAUUGACUGAGAUUUGCUCAAAUUACUUGAGCUUGUUUAGGGCCUGUGUACAUGGAGGUGGGGGACCCCAGGUAGGUGAGGUAACCUGCUUAGGUGGGAUAACCCGCCUGUCCAUAUAAUCUCUCAUUUUCAUUUGAUCACGUUUACAUGAUAGGUGGGGCGACCCGCCGCAUGUUACCUGACCUAUUUGGAGUCCCCCACCUCCGUGUAAAGAUCGAGGCCCUUAAUUAGUCAAAUAAAAUUCUGAUUUACUAAUUAUUGUUUCACAUCAUCAGGUAGUAGUUAUGAAUGAACUAAGAAACUAUUAAUUUUCCAUUCUGCAGAGGAAAGCAGUUCAUGUAUCAAGUUAUUGAAGAAACAGUAGACGCAUUUCCAGACUGGUUGCAACAAGUUAUCAGUUAUGCGUCAUCGGCAAGCUUUAUCACCAUGCUGUUUUGUAUUCUCGGGUGAGUAACAGAAAGAAGAAAUGCUCAGCUCUUAAGCUAUACCCUCUACUCCUGUGGUGGAAGGUGGCAGAUGAUCAGAUUGAAUAUAAUAGUUCUUGUUAACUUGGUAUUAAAUUUUAAUGCUUUAUGUCUGGAAAGUAAAAAAAAACUGCGAUGUUAUGUUGAUAAGCCAUUUGUGAGAUUAAGAUUACCGAAAAAAUGCCCGGACUUCCAAAUAAACGCCUCUUAUCCAACGUUGUUAAAAUUUAUUGUAUUAGACCACCCUCUGUAGUAUAUGCCUCCUGCCUAAUAGACGUUCCCUAUGAGAAUUACCCCAAAAUAGUAGGAAUUAGCAAAAAGGAUAGCCUGUGUACAGCCGCCCCUCCCCUCAAAAAAAAAUCCGAUUUUUUUGAGGGGAGGGGCGGCUGUACACAGGCUACAAAAAGGACCAAAAUCAUUCAGUUCAUUCAGUGUCUUGCUUGAUUAACAAGGCUUUGCGCACUUCAUCUUGUUCAAUGCCAAGUUUAAAGUGUGGAUAGACCUAGCGAUGGCAACACGAUAACCCUGAGCGAGAAUUCUGACAUCGAUGGAGCUAGACUGCGAGCAGUCUCUAUUUUUCUUUGCAAAGUUACUGCAAGAGAAACCCAAGCAUGCUAGUGGCGAAGUUGAGAACUAGACGGAUUUUAAGAGAAAAGGCGGACUGCAAGCAGUCUAUGUUGGAGCUGAAGGAGCGAUAUGGAUCUUUGGAUAUCCCGCAUUUUUUAAUAAACUGAACUCUCUUGAUAUUUUCGCUGAAAGCAUAUUAAGUUGAGCGUGUUACAGUUAUGAAAAUAGUCGCCUCUCUCUUUUGAAUGCCUGCUAUCUUUUAAAGGCCCCGGCUUAGACUCCUAAAAUGAAAUAGACUCCUGGAUAUUUAUUAGGUCAUUUACGGUAUUGUGAUAAACUCUUUUUUAUACGCCCUUUUGAUGUAAGAAUAAAGUUAACACGGAUUUAUUCAUUCACAGAAUUGUUGUCUACUAUCAGAAGAUGCUGAAGGAUUCCAAUGAAAAGAAGAUCAAACUGUUAAAAGAACAGAUUGCAAUGGUGAGUACUCGUUAGAUAAGAACUGUUGCCAAAAUUAAUAUCACUGGCCAAAUGGGAAUUAUAAAUAACUUCCCUUGAAGAAGGCCUACUUAUUAAUGGCAACACUCUUUAAAUGGGCUGUGGCACAUAUAAUUUCGUUAUAAUGCAAAGUUAUAACUUAAGGCCUACAGAGCGUGUUUAUAAUAAGGGACCUUACUAUACGAUCCGACAAUGGCAAUGUUCAUGAAAACGUCGCUGAAAAAUAGACUUCGCAUCCUUUCUUUUUUUUCACGAUUACUCCAAGGGGUUCAGUUACUUAAAAGAAGGGAAUUUAGGAUGGAGCCAGGCCUAAGUUGGAGCUGAAGAGAAACGACUCCUCCCGGUUUUUUUUUGGACAUUUUUUUCUGUUUAGUUUUAGCUUUUAUUUGUUCAUAUUUUUUCCUUUGGCUUGUUUCCCUUUAUUCUCACUGCUGACCCCUUAACAGCUUUGCAAGAUUUUCCUGAUAAUGUAUUUCUAGUAAAUAAAUAAAUUAUUUGCAACACUUGAAACAGAGCUGUUUGUCUUUUUGCAGGCUGGUCGUGACAAGCUGUAUUUGAUUAAGAGAAUCAAGCAUGGAAUGACUUUUCCUUUGGAGCCUACUAUGGGAGAGUAACUCCAACCUAUUGUUCUGGAAAUUGCAUAGCUGCAGUAGACCGUUUCUGACUUUCAUAUUCACGCUUAUCAUGAUCAGCCCCCACACUCCACCUGAGCUUGGUCAGCUUGUGCAAACUUCAAAUUAAUCUUUGACUCCAAAAUGAGGUCUAGUGGUCCUGUCAUAAACAUAAGAAAACAAUACACUGGAUGAAAAGGGUCCAGAUGAUUGUUGUAUUUUAUGUAAGGAAAACAGGCAAUGAUAAUAAGAAAGUUCAUACUAUGUCAACAGACUCUGUUUAAGGGGUUUUAUGAAUCGAGGGCACUCAUGUAAGGAAUAUGGGAUAUUAGAUAAGUGAUGCACCUUGAUGUACAUGUAAGAGAGAGUAGGAUACAAGGAGAGAGGUUUACUCCCCCUCUCGCCAUUCUUAUAUGCAUCUUUAAUGUCCCAUGCUCCUGCUACAGAGGCUAUGCCAAAUUUGAUAUAAUCACCUGGCUUAGAUAGGUUUAUUAGUAGCUUCUUUUUAAUUUAUUGACCAUUUUUAUGUAACAUAAUUUUAUGCUGUAAGUCAAUUUAUUUUUACUUUUACUCUUAGAAUUUUGUACAUUGAAAAUUAUUGUUAAAUAGUAGCUGCAUUUUUUGACACAAUAAAGUUAAGUAAAAUGCAAAAAAUAAAAAGAAGUAAAUUAAGAACAGUAGAAGUAA
Messenger RNA from Porites lobata, 19578 nucleotides. The record is from the annotation of a GenBank genome assembly. Lineage: Eukaryota; Metazoa; Cnidaria; Anthozoa; Scleractinia; Poritidae.